AUAAUACUGCUGAUACGUGUUGGGUACGUCUUGUACUCAAUCAACCUCUGUAGCCACAUACCUCUGAUGGUUACUGAGAAGACUGUGAAAACUUUGGUAGUUCUUGGUUCAGGUGGUCAUACUGGGGAAAUGCUCAAAAUGGUUGCCACAUUGGAUCCAUUUUGCUAUAGUCCACGAGUUUAUGUUGUAGCCGCUACAGAUGCCAUCAGCCUCAAAAGACUCUCACAGAUGGAGGAAAGACUUCAGGUAAACAGCGGAGGAGAGGACCAGUUCAUAGUGGAAGUUGUGCCCCGGACUAGGGAGGUGGGACAGUCAUGGACUUCAACAACAGUCACUGCAGUAUGGGCUUUUAUCUUUAGUGUUUUAAUAGUUGCUCGUCACCGUCCAUCGCUCAUCCUCACCAAUGGGCCAGGAACGUGUGUGCCGGUAUGCAUUUCAGCUGUAUUAUUUCGCAUCCUUGGUAUUUGUCAGGCUCGUGUGGUAUUUAUUGAAAGCCUCUGUCGUGUGCAGUCCCUCUCUCUAUCUGGCCGCAUGUUGUAUAGAAUAACGGAUGACUUUAUUGUACAAUGGCCACAGCUGAAGGACAAGUACCCACGAUCUAAGUACAUGGGUCGUCUGGUGUGAUGCGAGUCAUAGGUGAUGUCUUCUUUGUAAUCUUUUGUGUUAAUAAAAUCAUGUGUUUGAA
This is a messenger RNA of Homarus americanus (American lobster), 685 nucleotides long. It is a transcript of the gene Alg14, whose product is annotated as UDP-N-acetylglucosamine transferase subunit ALG14 homolog. Gene Ontology annotation, biological process: dolichol-linked oligosaccharide biosynthetic process. The record is from RefSeq and is a predicted model, not a curated record. Gene Ontology annotation, cellular component: UDP-N-acetylglucosamine transferase complex. Lineage: Eukaryota; Metazoa; Arthropoda; Malacostraca; Decapoda; Nephropidae.